Dromiciops gliroides (monito del monte) is the source of this 6489-nucleotide messenger RNA. RefSeq names its product X-linked inhibitor of apoptosis (gene XIAP). Gene Ontology annotation, cellular component: nucleus; cytoplasm. NCBI's taxonomy places the organism in Eukaryota, Metazoa, Chordata, Mammalia, Microbiotheria, Microbiotheriidae. The record is from RefSeq and is a predicted model, not a curated record. Bases 147 to 1643 code for a protein of 498 amino acids. The transcript is spliced from 8 exons.
GGGAAAGAAUUUUACUUUCUGAGUGAGCCCAGGGGGUAGAGGUGAUCUGGCUGAGAAUUGCAAGGCUGAGGAAGAAAUGAAGAUUGGGUUUAUAAAGAAAUUUGCAGUUUUUCUGACAGGCGGACAAGCAUCACUUUCCAGAGAAGAUGACUUUUAAGAGUUUUGAAGAUUCUAAAACUUGUGUGCCUCCAGACAUCAAUAAGGAUGAAGAUUUUGUAGAGGAAAAUAAUAGAUUAAAAACGUUUGUUAAUUUCCCAAGUAGUAGCCCUGUUUCAGCAUCAACAUUGGCACGAGCGGGUUUCCUCUAUACUGGUGAAGGAGAUAUAGUACAGUGCUUUAGCUGUCAUGCAGCUGUAGAUAGAUGGCAGUAUGGGGACUCAGCAGUUGGAAGACAUAGGAAAGUAUCCCCAAACUGCAGAUUUAUUAAUGGUUUUUAUUUUGAGAAAAAUGCUACACAGUUUCCGAAUCCCAUUAUCCGAAACUGUCAGUAUAGAGUUGAAAAUUGUUCAAGGAAUAUAAACCAUUUUGCUUUGGAGAGACCCCCUGACACUUAUGGGGAGUAUCUUUUGAGAAGAGGGCAGGCCAUCGAUAUGUCAGAUACCAUAUACCCAAGGAAUCCUUCCAUGUGCAGUGAAGAAGCUAGACUGAGAUCUUUUCAGAAUUGGCCAGACUAUGCUCACCUUACCCCACAGGAGUUAGCGAGUGCUGGACUCUAUUACUUGGGCAUUGAGGAUCAAGUGCAGUGUUUUUGUUGUGGGGGCAAAUUAAAGAAUUGGGAACCAUGUGAUCGGGCAAUGUCCGAACACAGGAGGCAUUUCCCUAAGUGUUUUUUUGUUUUGGGACGGGAUGUUGGCAAUACUCGAAUUGAAACUGAUGUGAGCUGUGAUAGGAGUUGUCCAAACCCUACCCAUCUCCCAAGGAAUCCAGCCAUGGCAGAUUAUGAAGCCCGACUCAUUACCUUUGCGACGUGGACAUACUCGGUUAACAAGGAGCAGCUUGCAAAAGCUGGAUUUUAUGCUUUAGGUGACCGUGAUAAAGUAGCAUGCUUUCAUUGUGGAGGUGGACUUACUGAUUGGAAACCCAAUGAAGACCCUUGGGAGCAACAUGCUAAGUGGUAUCCAGGAUGUAAAUAUCUGUUAGAAGAGAAGGGCCAGGAAUAUGUCAACAAUAUUCAUUUAGUGCAUCCACUUGACAAUUCUGUGGCAGAAUCUGCCAAAAAGGCUUCAUCAGAAACUCAAGAAAAUGAUGAUAUUGUGUUUCAUAGCCCUUUGGUACAAGAUGCAAUAAGAAUGGGUUUCAGUUUUCAUGAGAUUAAGAAAAUUAUGGGGGAAAAGGUAAAAUCGUCUGGAAACAACUAUAAAUCACUUGAAGUUCUAGUAGCAGAUCUAGUGAGUGUUCAAAAAGAAAGUACACAAGAAGGAGAAUCAAGUCCAACUUCAUCACAAAAAGAGAUUAGUACUGAAGAACAGCUCAGGCGUUUGCAAGAGGAAAAGUUGUGUAAGAUCUGCAUGGAUGAGAACAUCGCUGUCGUUUUCAUCCCUUGUGGACAUCUGGUUACUUGUCAACUGUGUGCUGAAGCAAUUGACAAAUGUCCGAUGUGUUACACUGUCAUUACUUUCAAGCAAAAAAUUUUUAUGUCAUGAUUGAAACUCUGAAGUUGGAUUAGUCUAGUCUUCCUAUUGGCUCGCUAGUGUGAUAUGAAGCCACUUGGCUUUUGAUGAGAUCUGAAGGAAGAAAUAACGUCCACAAUGAUAACUUUUCGUAAAACAUAACAUGUUCAUUCCUUGAGAUGUCUUUGAAACUUGAGGGUAGUAUCUUUCUAACUUUUCUUAUCUUCACAGUAAGCAGUAGAGUAAGAAGCUCUCCCCAUGCUGAGCACAAUGUAUGCUUCUAGGUGUGCUACUUCCUAUUGACUUGACUGUGUGAUAUGAAGCCAUUUGAGUGGCUUGUGAUGAUAUCUGAAGGAAGAAAUAAUGCAGACAAUAAUAACUUUUCCUAAAAACUUAACAGCUUCAUUCCUUGCAACUUUCUCAUUUGUUUUCUAAUUCCAAGCAAUCAGUAGAGUAGGAAGCUACCCCCAAACUGACCAAAGCGUCUGCUUCUAAGUGUGCUGAAUGAGUGUCAAUGUAAGGGGCAUAAUCAACUUGGAAUUAUUGUCUUAUAAAAAACUUGGUAAACAUCUCUGAGUCACUGUAGAGACUGUGAUUAACCUGACCAAUCAGUCGCUUUCUCUGUUCACAAAAGGAAGAAACUACCUAGGCAGUCAUGAAGUAAGGCUAAUUUGUAGAUAUUUAUGGAGUUUUUCUUUCAAGUAAUAAUGAGGAUUAAAAGAGAACUACCAAAGACCAAAUGUAUAGGAGAAUGGGGAAAGAAAAGCAACUCCUUUUGCUAUUUAAGUAAUGAUUUAUGAUUUAAAAGCUUAAUUGUGUUCAAACACCUACAAAUAUUAGUUGUCACUCAGCAUUGCUUUUCCUAAUUCUCCCAAGAAUGGCAAGCUUUUUCUUUUGAAUUGCUACUGAAAAGCUUUAAGCAUCUUUUAGCACAUAGUGGGGGGGGGGAAGGAAUUUCCCCCAGUCUCUCAUUUCCAAGUCAAACAUAAUUCUGAUUUCCUAAAGUUGAGGAUGGAAAAGACUCCUCAUUCAUAAGUAAGACACUGAACACUUUUCUCAUUUAAGCCUGCCUAAGUUCUUCUCCAGAACUUCCAGAAGAAUUUUUUAUUAAUCUGCUAUAAAAUCUGGCAGCCAAGCUAAAGAAAAGUAGAAUAAUGUUUGUUCUCUGCCUGCCAGCCCCCACAGGAAAUGAUCUCUUUCUCCUUUGAACACACCAAGGCACUUCACUGCAAACUUUCAAGCUCUACCUUUUUAUUUAUAUUUAUUCGUGAACUUGUCUUAGUUUCCCAGCUCUGGACUCUGUGUUCCAUGAAGUCAGGGAAAACUUUGCAUCUUAUUCUUUAUAUCUCCUAUAGAGCAUAGCAUGGGGACUCUGGGCAUACUAAGUGCUCAGUAAAUACUUGUUGUUUGCCAAAUAUGAUUCUGUUAUUGGCUUUUAGUGUAACUAUUUUAAUGUCCCCUACUCUCUCUUUCUUCCUGUUGUGAGCACCUGUUAAGUGCAGUUCCAAUGGUGUUCAAAACUACCCAUGCCUUGGACCCUGGGGCAUGUAAUACUUGGUGGGGAGGGGAGCACUGGUUAUAAAAAUCAUAAGUACCGACAAGGACAUAACAAAACAAACAGAUUUUUAUGUAUUGGCAAGAUUGCAUAAAAGCACUCCUGAAUUAAGAAUACUUAGCUAUAAUAAUGGAGGUUGCCUAAUGCUCUAAGGAGUACCUCAGGGGCUUGCAUUAAGAGAACCUCCUGGUGCAACACUUGACAUUGAGGCAUUUUACUGCACAGAAGAGGUUCAAAAUACAACCAUUAAAGCUGUUAUUCAAAAUCUAUUUUGCAAGGGAAAGAUUAGUCAUGCCCUCCUCCAAACUUCUUCUGAUGUUGCUUUAAAGUUAGCUUUGCAUGGUGUUAGGUGAGAUUUUUCAACUUAAUGGCUUUCUUUCCUUUUCUUACUCCCUAGAUCCUGUCUUCCCCAAGUCUGCAUUGUCUUCGGUUUAAGCUGAGUUAUGUAUUUUGUUUACAUAUUACAUAUAUCUAAGUUUAUUAAUCCUUUUAAGGAGGAAUAAGUGUUAGGGUUCAUGUGUUUUUUAAGGAAAUUUAUUUUUUUUAAGUGCUGGGGCCUAACACUUAGAGUUGAACUUAGUUAUUAGCAAAGGGCUAGAUUAUUUGAAGGGGGGAAAAAGUGUUUCCUCUUCUAAGAGCCUAAACUGUGGGUUCUUUAGAAACCUAUAUGUUUAGAAGAAAGUAGGGGUUGGUUGGGGUUUUUUUAGAAGCAGGCAAAGACUGUUAUCAUGAGUGGUGACAUUUAAAGCUAGUAUGGUGGCUAACGAGUUCUAUUUUAGGAGUUGUUUAGAAAAUACUGUUGCUUUGGGCUCUUUAAGUCACUCCAGCUUCCAAUCCUAUUAUUUUAAGACUCUGGUGUACUUGGCCACUUGUGGUAGGGGAAGCAGGGUGAUUUAGAGAAGAGAGUGAUGGAUUUGGAGCCAAGAGGCCUAGGUUUGAGUCCUGGCUCCACUACAUUGUCACCCUGGGCAAAUCAUGUCAACUCUCAGAGCCUCAGUGUCUACAACUAUAGAAUGGGGAUGAUAAUAUUUUAUACUACCUCAUAGGCUUGUGAUAGGGAAAUCCUUCUGUGAACCAUAAACUACUACAACAAUGGGAGCCACUCACCAUGUUUCAAAGAUGUCAUUUCAUCAGUGAGAAUACGUUAUCCACCAAAGCCAAUCAUAAGCUCUCCACAACUUAGAGCUGCUUGAGCCCCACAUCAACCCCUCUGUGGCCAACAUAGUGUUGAGCUGCUCUGAACCAUGUUAGGCUGGCUGGUCCUUGGACAGCAGACCAAACAGUCCACCAUCAAACCUAUCCUUGAAGCCUUCCUGGCUUGAUGUAAAUAAUCGUUAGCAGUUGGUUGAUACCAUAUUACCUGUAGUUUCUAAAUGAGUACUUCUUCAUAUUAGUGUACUAAUCUUAAAGUAGCAAUGUGUGAUUUCUAUACAGUAUCUCAACUUUUGAGAAGGGGUUAUGAUAAUGGGACAAACAAGGCUAGGUUUAGCAUUUGUCAGUAGUUUGAAUGGUGUUUUGUUAGCUUGUUGUUUUCUUUAAAAUGCAUUGUUAGAGAAAAUUGUUAUUUCCUUAUUGCCUUAGUAUUUGAAGAAUGGAGUAGGGAAUAGCAUCUAUUAUGUAGCAUUCCUUUUAGAGAAAUAAGUAAGUGGGAUGGAUCAUUAGCCAGAUAACGACCCUUUUGGUCAAACCCACUAAAAAGAUAGCAGGACAUUGUCAGGCAUUCCACAAAAGGAAGGAGAAUGUCAUUCUCUUAUCUGACUGGGUUUAAGUAUUCCCUCAACUUUGAGACUGUUCCCAGAUAUAAGGGCACAGGAUGAUAGAUUUAGAGAGGGAAGGAACCUUGGUAAGCAAGCUACCAAGUCCAGCCCUGGUACUUCUCAGAUGAGGGGACAGAAACAAGAGGUCAUGUGACUUGCCCAGGGUCACACUGCUACUAAGUGAGAGGCAGGAUUUUAAGUUGGGUUUUCCUAAAUUCAAUUCCCAGUACCCUAUCCACUACACCAGUGGUAUCCAACUCAAAGAGAAACAAGAGCCACAUUCAUAAGGAUCCCAGUGAGCCACAUAUUGACUUAGAAAAUUGCAUGUUAACAUUAUCUUUGUUCUAUUUUAUUUUUAUUUAUUUUGUUAAAUAUUUCUCGAUAACAUAUUCAUCUGGUUCAGGCUGCAUUCAGGAGUGUUGUGGGCUGCAUUUCCACAUGUUUGACACCAUGCUGCAUCUCUCAUCAUCAUCCAUCCUGCCUGUUAUUUCUCUCCUUGCUGACAUUGCACCCACAAGGAAAAGAGGCAGCCAUAACAUGAUGAAUAGAGAGAUGACCUCAGACUCAGACCUGGUUUCAAGUUCUCCUGAUAUUAGCCGUGUGACUCUGGCUGGGCAAGUCACUUUAUUUCUCCAUGCCCUAGGCUACUCUGAGACCAGAAGUGCUGACCUGUGAUGGUGAACAAAGAGACAAUCCCUCCAAAAUAUCUAUGGUACCUAUCCUGAAAAAUAAGAGAGCACUCUUCAGAAUAGUGCUAUUAAAAUAUUCUUGCUAUUCUCCUGGAAGCAGAAGAAUCAGUUGGGGCUUUUUAAGGGUUUAUAUGUUAUAUGAUCAUCAAUAUUUAGAACUAGAAGGGACCUUAAAUGAGAUCUAGUCUAACUUCCUCAUUUUACAUUGGGGAAAACAGGCACAGAGAGGUGAACCAACUUGGCCAAGACCACAUGGAAGGUAAAUAGCAGAGCCAGAAUUAUACUCCUGGUCCUUUAAAUCCAAAUCUAACACUGCACUAUACAAGUCCAGCCCAUCCCCACCCCACCCCCACCCCAGUCUUAAGUUGUUUUUUAUUCUUUGAGGCAGUGACUUUUUGCCUUAGAUUUUAAUAUCAUUUCUUUGUGUAAGACUUAAAUAUGAGAAUCAGAUUCAUUUUCUUUACAUUUCAAACCUUAAUUUUUCUUAUUCAUCUUGGUUUUGAAUUUUCCUGAUUACUAUAAUUGUCUAUUCAUCCAUCAGUUUUUAUAGCCAGUGUUAUUUUGACCUCCAUGCACCUGGUCAUACACUUUACUGUACACCAGUAAGGCACGUGUUUUGAAGUCUUUUUUUCAAGUACGUGUAAAAUAAUGUGCUUUUUAACUGUGCUGUUCUUAUUCUCUGUUUGAUAAAUAUCAUCAAACAUGAACAUUUCCAUAUACCCAGAUACAGAAAGAAUUGAACAUGAAACCAAUCAAUCAGUAAUUAAUAAAUAUUAAGUGCCUACUAUGUGCCAGGCAUGUAGAGCUGGAGAUGCAAAAAGAGGCAAAAGACAAUCCCUACCCUCAGGGAGCUUACAAUCUAAUGAGGGAGACAACAG